This is a messenger RNA of Sebastes umbrosus (honeycomb rockfish), 2397 nucleotides long. Its product is annotated as protein only RNase P catalytic subunit. NCBI's taxonomy places the organism in Eukaryota, Metazoa, Chordata, Actinopteri, Perciformes, Sebastidae. The transcript is spliced from 10 exons. Gene Ontology annotation, biological process: tRNA 5'-leader removal; mitochondrial tRNA 5'-end processing. The coding region runs from base 439 to 2331 and encodes 630 amino acids. The record is from RefSeq and is a predicted model, not a curated record. Gene Ontology annotation, cellular component: mitochondrial ribonuclease P complex; mitochondrion. Gene Ontology annotation, molecular function: ribonuclease P activity; protein binding.
UCGUUCGUAUCCGACACAUCACUACUGUCAAGCUUUGAUGACGCCACAGUGUGCGACCCGAGACAUGCAGACAGUUCCUACCUACAGUUGUGUGUUUAUCCAUGAAGUUAUGUGGAAAGAAAGAAGCUGUAUUUAAUGUGGAUAUCUUGGGGAAGUGUGAGUCGCAUUUAAAGAGUCAUAAUGACGUUUAGAGCUAAAGAGAGAGUGGUUGUUGUCUUUAGGUAACUGGUGUCAUGUGGAAACAGCAAGGUUAGCUGGCUACUCUCAUCUCCAUCUUAUUGAUCCAUGUAACUAAAUAACAGCAGAUGAUAGUUUUGUGGUCAGUUGGUUUCUACAGUUUGUAUGUGGCAUGUAAAUGAAGGAUUAUAGCUGAUUUAUAACUGAAGUGAAUGUGAAGUGUAGUAAUAGUUAAUCCACAUUAACUUCUCAGAAGCUAACAUGGGCUCCACCUUGAUAUUAAAGGUCAGAAUAUGCCUUCAAAAGCCUUUCUUUCACCAGGGAGGUUCAGCUUUAUUCAGACGAAAUACUUCAUCACAGCUGCCUGUCUCAGCACGCUCUCUGUGCACCAGACACACUAACCCCAACCCAGGAGGCAGACAGACAGACAGAAGGAACAGUGGACAGACUGAUGGACAACAGGGGGGAGUAAGAAAUAGCCCUAUCAGGCGUAGGGAAGAGGACUUGUGGGAUGGUGCUGUGAAGGGAAGAGGUAAGAGCGACACUUUUGGGCAGAGGCCUUCCUUCACCAAGUCUGUGUUUGCUGCUGGGACUGCGAAGAGGACGGCAGAGAUGCUGAAGAGGAAAGCAGCUCUGGUCUCUGAGGAUGAGGAGCAGCAUGAAGGGGAGCCUGAAGGGAGGACAAGUAGAAGAGCAGCGAAGGUGCAGCCUCCCGACCGGCCGCUUCCGGCUGCUGAAUGGAGGAAGCUGAAGGAGUCUCUGGGAAAUCAACAACGCUUUGACACCCACAUGAUGAAUGUGCUGUUCAAGUCCGAGGCAGAGCUGGAUAUCGCCAAGUCCCUACUGACUUUUGUAGCCAUGGAAACAGGGACGCUGACUUAUGAGCUGCUACUAAGUUACCUGACGCUGUGUGUGAAAAGGGGCCACGACACCGAGGUGUUUGACGUCUAUGACAUUAUGCGAGGAAGUUUCCCUUCUCUGGAAACGGGAGCUUCCAGCCUCUUUAUCAAGUCUUUCAGCCGGACGGCGAGGUGGAGGGAGGCUCUCAGCAUCCUGCGCGAGCUUAAGAAGGUCUUUACCCCAUCACCCCGCAACUAUGGUGAUGUCAUCACAGCCGCGGUGUUAAAUGGUGACACGACCACUGCCUGGGCUCUUUAUGAUGAAUUAUUUGAAAAGGGACUGAGCCCGCACCCGGAGACCUGGGACGCUCUGUUUAAGGGAGUGAGGGAGACUAAGGAGGAGACUAAGGAGGAAGUAGGGAAGGAGGCAGAGGCCAUGUCUCAGUCUGAGCACCAGGAGAGGCUGCUGGGGAUUCUGCUCUACAUGAGGAACAACCAGAUCUACCCACAACACAGCCUCGCCAGCAGCAUCAAGACCUGGUUUGAGAGUCUCACAGGGCAGAAAUGGACAGGAAGUUGGACCGGAGCCACCCCAAAGGGUGUGUGUAGGUGUUGUAAGUCUGAGCUCGAGUCCAUCCAGCUGACUGCUGAGGAGUACCAACAGCUGAAAGACAGAGUGAUGGCUGACAUCAUUCAGGGACGAGAUGUUUUUAACAAGACUACACCGGAGGAGUUGGAGAGGUUCAAGGAGUUUGUGAAGAGGAAGCCAGCUUUUGAUGUGGUCGUAGAUGGACUGAAUAUAGCAAAUAUCAACAAGGACAAAAGCAAGCUGUCAGAGACGUUGUUGGCGGUGGUGUCAGAACUGGAGGGUCAGGGCCUGACUGUUCUGGUGUUGGGGAGGAAACACAUGCUUCGGCCAUCCAGAUCCUGGGACAGACACAACAUGAACAUCAUCCAGCAGAAAGCUCAUUGCUUCUUCACUGAAAACAUUUCGGAGGAUGACCCCUUCUUGCUGUAUGCCACUUUGCAUUCUGGGAACCACUGUCGGUUUGUGAGUAGGGACCUGAUGAGGGACCACAAGGCCUGCCUGCCAGAAGGAGCCACCAGACGGCUCUUCUUCAAAUGGCAGAGAGGCCACCAGCUGGUGGUGGACGGAUACGUCGCAGCAGGCAGGAAAGUCCGAUUUCAGAGUAUUCCCAGCUAUGACACCAUCGUCCAGACUUCGGCGGACUCGUGGCACGUUCCCUACGACGACACAGAGGACAGGAGCACCUAUGAAGUACCUCAACGAUGGCUCUGCCUCACCACAAAGUAGUGAACACACACUCAUGUGCUUUGAUUAUAACUGUGGACCUGUAAAUAAAUCAUUUACCACAAAUAA